AUGACGGAUCUCAUCGAUUUGCGAAUGCAUCAGCACAUUGCACACGAAAUCUACCGGCAGCAAAUGUUGCAGCGGAUACCAGAUCCGUUUCCGACGAUGCUGCCGGUUCCGGUUCCGCCGAUGCAUGCGAUGGCCCUGCCACCCCGCUACUCGCUUCCGGGCGUCGAGCUGAAGCUGCAGAACAAGGAGCUGUGGCGCGAUUUCCACAAGAUCGGCACCGAAAUGAUCAUCACUAAAAGUGGAAGACGCAUGUUUCCCUCGAUGCGCCUAACGGUGGACGGCCUGGACGCGGACACAAAUUACUGUGUGCUGCUCGAAAUGAUGCCCAUUAGCGACUGCCGGUUCAAGUUCAGUGGCUCGCAGUGGGUACCGGCGGGCGGUGCCGAGCCGCAGAGUCCGCAGCGCUUCUGCCUGCACCCGGACAGUCCGGCCCUCGGCACGCACUGGGCCUCGCAGCCGAUCGUCUUCAACAAGGUGAAGCUCACCAACAACACGCUCGACAACAACGGCCACGUCGUACUUACCAGCAUGCACAAGUAUCAGCCGCGCAUCCACAUCAUCCGGACGUCGGAUCCGUCGCAGAUUCCUUGGGCCGCUCAGCAGGCGUUCGUGUUCCCGGAAACGGAGUUCGUUGCCGUUACGGCCUACCAGAACGAUCGCAUCACGAAGCUGAAGAUCGAUAACAACCCGUUCGCCAAAGGAUUCCGCGAGACGGGCCAGUCGCGCUGCAAACGCAAGAUGGGCUGUAAUGCAUCAACGUCAUCGUCCUCUUCCUCUUCCUCGUCGUCGGGAGCUGGUGCGGGCGGAGGCGGCGGUGGAGGGGGAGGAUCGGGUGACGGCGGUGUCGAUGGCGGUGGACAGUUGACGGACGACGAGGAUCAGCACGAGCUGAUCGUCAAGCGGCCAAGAUCAAACGGCUCACCAUCGUCCGAUUGUACCGUCCACGAGGGUGGACCUUCGCUGUAUCCGGCCCGUCAGCUUCAUCAGCCCGGCAUGCGACACUUCCCAGCCUCGCCCGAGCUCCUGAUGCGCCACUACAAUCAGAUGUUCAAUCCGGGCUGGAUGGACCUAAUGCUGCCGUACUUCGCCCGCCAUCCUCCGUACCAUCCGGGACAACACGGAGCACAUCAUCCACCCGCACCGCCGCCUCAUCACCAUCACCAUCCGCAUCAACAUCUGCUUCAGCACCACGCGCAACCGCCUGGAGCGUCCCCGUUCUUUGGACACCCCGGACACCUCCUGGCGGCUGGUGGUGGCGGUCCCAUUCCUCCCGUACGCCCUCCGGUAGUGUCACCGGCCCACUCCAAUUCCGAAUCAACCGAUCCCGAUCGAUCGUCUGCGUUCAGCGUGCGAACGCCUCAGACGAGCGGGAGUGACUUUGAUCCGAGCGAGCGGACGCACGUGAACGUGGACAGCCCGGAAGGAUCUCCCAGGUCGACGAUACACAGACCCGCCGCUAUCAGACCUACCGGCUCGAGUCCGGUAUCGCCAAGUUCCCCGAGGGUUCUACAGGCGGAACCGCCGGGCCAAGCGGACCAACCCGGAGAUCCGAGCGGCGAUCCCGACAAGAAGAUCAACUUCAGCAUUGCUUCCAUUCUGCUGCUUUAG
Anopheles coustani is the source of this 1608-nucleotide messenger RNA. RefSeq names its product T-box transcription factor TBX6-like. Lineage: Eukaryota; Metazoa; Arthropoda; Insecta; Diptera; Culicidae. Bases 1 to 1608 code for a protein of 535 amino acids. Gene Ontology annotation, molecular function: DNA-binding transcription factor activity, RNA polymerase II-specific; RNA polymerase II cis-regulatory region sequence-specific DNA binding. The transcript is spliced from 5 exons. Gene Ontology annotation, biological process: cell fate specification; positive regulation of DNA-templated transcription; regulation of transcription by RNA polymerase II. Gene Ontology annotation, cellular component: nucleus. The record is from RefSeq and is a predicted model, not a curated record.